Molecule: messenger RNA, 863 nt
Organism: Spinacia oleracea (spinach)
Lineage: Eukaryota; Viridiplantae; Streptophyta; Magnoliopsida; Caryophyllales; Amaranthaceae
Exons: 5
Coding region: 274-609 (111 amino acids)
Source: RefSeq, a predicted model, not a curated record
AAAAAAACCGCUCUUUAUUUCCCACUACUACAUGAACUCCUCCAAUUUCCAAACACAAACAGAACUAAUCGAUUAACUCCUCCCUCUGCUUCCCCUCUUUCGAUUCCUUUGCAAUAGUUGUUUUGAUUUUCAAGUAGAUUAGAUUAUGGAUUGAGGAUGUAUAAAAGUCUGGAAGAAAAUUUUCUAAGUCCUAUUUUUGUGCAAAAAAGUGGAUGAGUUUAUAGAGUUUGCUUGUUCAAAUGCUGAGUUACAAAGUAAUGGGAGCAUCCACGAAUGAUUGACAUUGGAGGUAAUCCAGACGCACUUGAUAGAUUGGAUCCAAAUGGUUUGUGGUUUGAUAAUGAUCAUAAAGUGUCCAAUCGUGUUACUGAAUCUGUUAAGAAAUUCUACAAUGGCCCAUGGACUUCAUUCUCUAAUUUUUCAGCGUGUUCACCGGGAAUAUGGUUCAGAAACUUCAGGCAUUAUUACCGAUGGGAUCCUUUGAUAUCACAAGAAGUGAGGAGUGCUUUUGUUCUAUUUAGAGAGGAAGCUGCAAAUAACAAAGCUAACCUCAUACUCUUCUUGGCUGACAAUGAGCCUUCUACUUCUCUCAGCUGGUGUCCUGGGUAAGAAAGUUCAUAGUAAGGAAUGUCACAGCAGCAGCUCGGGACAGUUCGAGCUAUGACGUUCUUGGCUUAAUACUUCGUAAUUGAUUUUCAUUUAUCCCAUGUUAUAUAACCAAAGACAACUCUGUGUAAAGAAGAGAUUCAUCUCUUUUUCAAUUACAUUUAUCUCAUGUUAUAUAAUCAAAGACAACUCUGUGUAAAGAAGAGAUUCAUCUCUUUUCUGUAACCCAUGUCGAAGAGAUUCAUCUCUUUUCUGUA